UAAUAAAGAAAAGGAGGAGAAGAAGUGAAGAACAAUGCACCGAACUCCAAGGGUCCCUCAUGACAUCAGUGCAAGUCUAUCGCCCGGAGAUACUGGGUAGAGGCGGAUGCAAUGGAUAAGCAAACCCAUGUUUUUCUCCUCUUCACUCAAAUCUUUACACCCAAUUCCACAUCUAUCGUCCCGCUGAAGAAGAAAACCUAACCGAAGACUUUCCCAUGAGAAAUUUACAGGCAUGAUUUUGAUUUUCUUGUUCACUAAAUGACGGCCCCUGUAAAGAAUUUCGGACAUAGCCCCUUUAUCUUAAUUUCCAAAUCGUAGACCCAAUUAACAUUUGCAUAUAUGUAUGCUCUGAUGCAACUUAUUGUUAGUGCAGAUAUGACAGCCCUGAGUUAUUGGUUGAACUGGAGGUUCUUGCUAUGUGCAAUAUGGGUUCUUACACCUACCAUUUUAGCGUUGUUUGUAAUAGGGAAAUAUGAAGGUCAGAACCAUCGGAAAUCUGAGCAGGGAAAAGCUCAGCAAGAAGCAAUUAAUGCUUUGCAUAUUGAUGAAGCAUGGAGGCCUUGUCUAAGGGGAAUUCACCCCAUUUGGUUGUUAGCUUUCCGAGUCAUUUCGUUCUGUUGGCUUUUUGCAUCACUCGUCGACAAAGUUCUAAUUAGCGCACCGAGCAUAUUUUUCUAUUAUACCCAGUGGACUUUUACUUUGGUUACCAUAUAUUUUGGGCUUGGGGCACUGCUUUCCAUUUAUGGCUGUUUCCAGUAUCACAAAAUAAGCAGCAGGGAUCUUAAUGAACACCAUGUCAGCAUAGAUGCAGAGCAAGGAUACUACACACCAUUGACAUGCCAGGAAAGAACAGAUGUACCUGAAGUGAGGAAGGAUGAAGAAAUCCAUGUUUCUCAAGCAAUACGGACUUCAAGUUAUGUCUUUCAAGUUAUAUUCCAGACAAGUGCCGGGGCAGUGAUGCUAACAGAUUGCAUAUAUUGGUCAAUUAUAUAUCCAUUUCUUACAAUCAAAGAUUAUGAUCUGAGUUUCAUGACAGUGAAUAUGCAUACGCUCAAUGCUGUCUUAAUCCUCGGCGAUACAGUUUUGAAUUGCCUGCCCUUCCCUUGGUUUCGAUUUGCUUACUUUGUCUUGUGGACGAGUGCUUUCACCAUUUUCCAGUGGAUUCUUCAUGCUUGUGUCUCAAUUAGGUGGCCUUACCCAUUCCUUGACUUAUCAUCCCCAUAUGCUCCAUUAUGGUACUUAGUGACGGCGUUGCUGCAUAUUCCGUGCUAUGGCUUAUUUGCAUUAAUUGUGAGAACAAAGCAUUACCUGCUCUGGAAAUGGUUCCCUCCAUCUAAUCAUUGGUGAAGAUGACAGUUGUUUGGCCUGUAGUACUCUGUGCCAUGUCAAAGUUGGAUUCAGUUUCUUCCACAGUUCCUAGUGGUUGGCGAAACAUUUCCUUUUUGCACCUCAAGGUGUUUUCCCGGUAAUAUAUUGAGCGAUAAACAUGUGAGGAUGUGACCUAGUGGUAGAGAUGUAGGGGUGCAACCUAGAAGUCACAAAUUUAAUUCCUUGAAACAGCCAUGUAUGUCCCCGACCCUGUGAGGGGGCCUUGUUACUGUUAUUGUUGUGACCAAGUCUUGAUGGCAUGAGUAAUUACCAAUGUAUAAGAUAAGUAGUUUCGAAUUGAAGAUUUCA
Molecule: messenger RNA, 1677 nt
Organism: Tripterygium wilfordii
Lineage: Eukaryota; Viridiplantae; Streptophyta; Magnoliopsida; Celastrales; Celastraceae
Exons: 9
Coding region: 340-1347 (335 amino acids)
Cellular component (GO): membrane
Source: RefSeq, a predicted model, not a curated record